AUGACCAUCUGCAUCCUCAUCGUGGGCACGCGCGGAGACGUUCAGCCGUUCCUGGCCAUUGCUCAGCGCCUUCAACGCGACGGCCACCGCGUUCGCCUCGCCACUCACGCCGUCUACAGAGACUUUGUCAUGAGCCACGGCGUCGAGUUCUACCCUCUAGGGGGCGACCCGAAAGAGCUGGCCGCCUACAUGGUCAAGACGGGCGGCCACCUCAUCCCCACCAAGAUCGAGACGCUCACCAAGGACGUGCCACGCAACAGGACGAUGAUCAACGAGAUCGUGCUCUCCACGUGGCCAGCCGUAUCGGACGCGGACCCCGACGGUGGAGGCCCCGGCGUGCCCGGUCCACCGUUCCGAGCCCAAGCAAUCAUCGCCAACCCCGUGUCUUAUGGGCAUAUCCACGUGGCCGAACGCCUCGGAGUGCCGCUGCACAUCAUGUUCCCGCAGCCGUGGGUGCCCACAAUGGCGUUCCCCCAUCCGCUGUCGAAUCUAGCCUACACUGGCAAACUUCAGAAGAAGAACUACCUGUCCUACAAGCUCGUGGACCUCAUCAUGUGGCAUGGCACGGAAGGGAUGAUCAACGAGUUCCGAAAGGAAGUACUGAAGCUACGCCCCAUCCGCAACGGAGACCUUGGGUCGGAGCUGCUUCUGGAUCUGGAAAUACCCCACGCGUUCAUGUGGAGUCCGCAGCUUGUGCCGAAGCCAGCGGACUGGGGGCAUCUUUACGACGUCAUCGGUACAGUGUCCCUGAAGGAGGCUGCAUCCGUCUACUCCCCAUCCCCAGAGCUCGAGGCAUUUCUCGGCGACGACGGAGGACCUAUCUUCGUUGGAUUCGGCUCCAUGGUGCUGGCCGACCCGCUAGCAACCACCAAGAUGAUCGUUGAAGCAGCCACUCAGGCCAAUGUCCGCGUGCUGAUCCAGUCCAGCUGGAGCGACAUGGCCGGCGACCUCGAAAUCCCUAGCAACGUCUUCUUCCUUGGCAACUGUCCGCACGACUGGCUCAUGCCCCGAGUGUCAGCCGUCGUUCACCAUGGUGGAGCAGGCACCACAGCCGCUGGUCUACUCGCUGGCAAGCCCACCUUCAUCGUCCCCUUCUUCGGAGAUCAACCCUUCUGGGGCCAAGCCGUCGUCAGUGCCCGCGUGGGGGUGGCGCCUUGCCCCAUCGCCCAACUGACAACUGAGGUACUGCGCAAGGCUUUCGUGGAUCUUCAGAACCCAGAGCUACGCACUAGGGCCGAGGCCUUGCGAGACCUCAUGCCGCAGGAGGACGGCGCCGAAGAGGCUGUACGCAGCUUCUACCGGCAUCUACCAGCGCACGAUAUGUGGUGCGACCUGGACCACCAGCGCAUCGCCACCCAGUGGAGUGACCACGACAAGAUCAAACUCUGCGACCGCUGCGCCUUCGUCCUCAAGGAGCGACCGGGUAACAGGCACAAGAAGCUGCUGCGCUACAACGCCGUCGACUAUUCCGCUCGCGGUCCGGGCUCACUGCUCACUGGAGUGGCCACGGGGGUCGUCGUCUUCGCUCAUGAGUUGACUGGGGCGAUCACUGGAGUUCUAUCCCAACCAGCCAAAGGCUUGAUGAAAGGAGGCGUCAUCGGAGCUGCCAAGGGGACCGUAGCGGGGGUGUACUAUCUUCUGGUGCGACCCGUGCAUGGUGCGCUGCUGCUGGCAGACAACGCAGCUACAGGCCGGAAGAACGCGAACCGAGAGGAGGGCCACCGGAAGCUGAACAGCGUGUUCGACCGCCACCUGAUGGCCGCCUUGGGAGCAGAAGAUGGCUUGGCUGGCACCUUUUCCUCCGCACUGCGUCCAAACGCUGUUGACAUUGUGAUUUUCGUGCGAAGGGAAGACCGGAAGAAAAUGCUGAAGCGAUUGCGACGAGAUGAGAAGCACCGCUACCGUGGUCGCUAUGAAGCGCUCCUGAAGGCUCAAAAGGCCAAGACCACCGGGGCUCACGACAUCUUAAGCUCGAGAAGGCAGUCACACCCAAGUGACGAUAUCACUCUUCUGGAGGCUGACACUAUCAGCAAUCUCAGCAACACGAGCACUGUAGUCGAGAGCGUGGAGGCGAUUGGUCACCCAGAACCGCGAAUUACGCUGCAAACAGCCCCGCUUACACCAAGUGGGGCAGUGGAAAUUACCCUCAAUUUUGCCGAUGAGUGUGCUGACAUGGUUGACCCGUCAACGAUUAAGGAAUGGGAAGCGUAUUCGACUUGCCAGCAUCAAACGCCUGGGCAGACAGCGCCCCCGGUACCAACCAUGAAUAUCUGCCUCGCCCCGAUUGGCACCUGGAAUAACGGCGUGAAGCAGUUCGUCGCAAUCGGGAUCAAGCUCAAGGAGCAGGGACAUCGAGUACGCGUGGCCGCCAAUGAGCGGUUCCGAACCGAGAUCAUGACCCGAGGUCUCGAAUUCUACCCCCUCGCUGGCGGCCCCGAGAGUAUCCAGGACUUUGCAAAGUUCGUGUACGACAGCCAAAGCGCAGCUCAAACUGCAGCGCCAGGUCGACUGGGCGCUGGUGCUAUUCAAGCGUUCAAGGAGCUCAUGUACUCGUUGUGGCCCGCUGCAUACGGAUUCGACCCGCAUGGCGGGGGCACAAAUAUCCCUGGAGUGCACUUUCGGGCGGAUGCGCUGUUGUGGCACCCACUACUGCUCGGGCAUGUUCAUGUUGCCGAACGACUUGGCAUCCCCCUCCAGUGCGCCAGCUUGGAACCCCUCUCACCGACGUGCUAUUCCCCCCAUCCUUUGAGCUCGAUCACUGGCCUCGACUCAACUAUCAUGACGCUGUGCCAAAGCAACCUGCUCACCUACGGAAUCGUGGACACGACGUUUUGGCGUGGUGGCGUGGCUGAAGUGUUGACCCAGUUUCGCGCCUUCAUCGGCCUCCAGAAGCGUUGCGACCGCCCUGAUCCGCUGGUGCGGUGGGAAGUUCCUCACAUUUACCUCUGGAACCCUGCGCUGAUGCCGAAGCCAUUGGACUGGGGAGCGGAGCUGUCAGUGGUUGGUCAUGUGACACUAGGCCUCACCGCUGGAAUCAGUCGACGGAAACGCAGGAAGCGCCAGAAGGAGAAUAAGCGCUUCAAGUGGCCCAGUGCACUCACCGAGUUCGCAUUCCAGGCGCCCACUCCACCAGUCAUUUACUUCGGAGUCUCCACGCGAGCAAUGUCGUCUGGUACUUUGGAUGAGUUAUUGCAGAAAGUGGACGCUGCUGCUGCUAAGCAACAGGUGAGAAUCGUUUUCCAGACUCGGGAAGUCGGGAACAAGCAGCGAGCGCUUUACCAGUCUGAAAAUGUGCUGGAAAUCCCCAGCGAUUUACCGUAUGCAAGGCUCUUCCAAGAGCAAGCUGUGGCUGGAGUGAUCCACUGGGGUGAGCCCGAUAUCGUUGCGGAAAGUCUCUCGGCUGGCAAACCCAUCGGCAUGUGUGGCACACACUCGUGCCAACAGUUCAUGGCUAAUGUUUGUGAUCGAGCCCAAGUAAGUCUACCGUUGAUCGACUGGAGAACGUGCACAGUGGAGACUCUUGCCUCGAGCUUUGGGGCUCUGCUGACACCAGACAUCCGAGAGAAAGCCCAGACGUUAGCCACCACGUUCAACCCCACGCAAGCCCUCGAAUCCGCUGUCACAGCCUUCUACGCCAACCUCCCGAUGGAAGCCAUGCGCUGCGACGUGGAUGCGACCAAGCUCGCACGGGUGUUUGACUCGCGCCACGGCCUCAAACUGUCGCUCCCAGCCUACGUCUCCAUCCAACCGAGAUACGAUGAGAGCAAGGGCUUUGUGCCGUACAAGCCCCUCCGGUUCGGAGGAGACCGCGCACCAAUGUUCUUCAUCCGGGGAAACCGGGCAGAAUCAACAUGCGACGCAAGGCCAACUCGUCAGUACGAUGGGGUUGAGUUGGCGCUGGGGAUUAUUGAAGGUGGUCGCGACAGCUCAUCCAGCAGCUCUUCGUCUUGCAGUCUGGUUGUUGUCAGUCCUGCUAAAAUCGCCCUCUUCUGGUCGUCUGCUGAAGAGGAAGCAGCAGUGCGCAAAGCCACCAACGUGGCCUACGAUCGACUCGUCAAGAAGGCGCAGCGCAAGAGCAAGCGUGAGGCAAUUAGGCGGUUCUUUGGCGUGGGCAAUGAGGCCAGGCGUCGGGAAGAAGAGCUGAGAUACAUUUUGGUGGAGUAG
Messenger RNA from Phytophthora sojae, 4164 nucleotides. RefSeq lists its product as hypothetical. Gene Ontology annotation, molecular function: hexosyltransferase activity; UDP-glycosyltransferase activity. The record is from RefSeq and is a predicted model, not a curated record. Gene Ontology annotation, biological process: carbohydrate metabolic process. NCBI's taxonomy places the organism in Eukaryota, Oomycota, Peronosporomycetes, Peronosporales, Peronosporaceae. The transcript is spliced from 2 exons. The coding region runs from base 1 to 4164 and encodes 1387 amino acids.